Hemiscyllium ocellatum (epaulette shark) is the source of this 5206-nucleotide messenger RNA. RefSeq names its product endoplasmic reticulum oxidoreductase 1 beta (gene ero1b). The record is from RefSeq and is a predicted model, not a curated record. Bases 407 to 1849 code for a protein of 480 amino acids. The transcript has 16 exons. NCBI's taxonomy places the organism in Eukaryota, Metazoa, Chordata, Chondrichthyes, Orectolobiformes, Hemiscylliidae. Gene Ontology annotation, cellular component: endoplasmic reticulum membrane; endoplasmic reticulum. Gene Ontology annotation, molecular function: protein-disulfide reductase activity; FAD binding; thiol oxidase activity. Gene Ontology annotation, biological process: protein folding in endoplasmic reticulum.
UAACAUUGAGGAGCCAAUCAACAAAAUAUAAAGCGUAUCCGACAAAGCUUCAGCAUUGUAUGUUUAUUCUGAAAACCUCCGGGAACCGUAAGGAAGAAGAGACCCAUAAAGCACGACUCACGCCCACCUUCUCAGUGGACAAGCGAGAAAUACAAAGCGCCCCUCAGCAUCAUUGGAGGGGGGGGAGGGGAGAGUGAGUGAGUGAGUGAGUGAGUGAGUGUUGCUGAUGCUCUGAUUGUCCUUUCGCCUGUGGAGAGAGCCGCUGGGCUCUGAGAGCUUCCCCGCGGUGUCUCCUCCAAUUUCCUGUUCCGGGCUGCUGGCCUCAUCUCAGCAGCGACUGGGCCGGUCUGCGGCUUUGACGGGCUGCUGCGUCUGAUGAGCUGAAGCUCAGCGGGCCGAAGGGGCGAUGAGGAGCGGUGCUGUCCUGAUCAUCCUCCUGGGCAGUGUCGCGGGCGGAAGCGCCUGGUUUAACCAGCCCGGGGCCCCGAUCGCCAGUGGGCCCUUAACACCGGACACGGGCCCCGAGGCCGAGGACUGCUUCUGUCACCUGACAGGUGUCUUGGAUGACUGCUUCUGUGACAUAGAAAGCAUUGAUGAUUUCAACAGCUACAAGAUCUUCCCUAAAUUACAGCAACUGCUAGAAAGGGAUUAUUUCAGAUAUUAUAAGGUUAAUUUGAAGAGACCCUGUCCCUUCUGGUUAGAUGAUGGUCAUUGCUCGAUUAAGGACUGCCAUGUCAAACCUUGUUCUGAGAGUGAGAUUCCAAUUGGGAUUAAAGCAGCUAAUUUCAACAAAUUUUCUGUAGAAGCAAAUGCAGAUGAAGAUUUGCAAGACUGUGAGGAAGCAAAUAAGCUUGGAGCUGUGAACAGUACAUUGAGUAACCAAACAAAGAAAGCUUUCAUUGAUUGGGCAAGAUAUGAUGAUGCACAAGACCAUUUUUGUGAACUUGAUGAUGAAUUAUCUCCUGAUGCUGAAUAUGUGGAUCUCCUCCUGAAUCCAGAACGUUACACUGGAUAUAGGGGAUCAUCAGCUUGGAGGGUGUGGAACAGCAUCUAUGAAGAGAACUGCUUCAAGCCUCGAUCUGUAUAUCGUCCUCUGAAUCCACUUGCACCUAGGAGAAGAAACGAUGAUGGCGAGUCUUUCUACAAGUGGUUGGAAGGUCUGUGCCUUGAAAAGAGAGUAUUUUACAGGUUGAUUUCUGGGCUUCAUGCCAGUAUCAAUCUACACCUCAGUGCAAAGUAUCUACUUGAUGAUGGGUGGGGAAGACAUAGAUGGGGACCAAAUUUAGAAGAAUUCCAAUCUCGGUUUCAUCCUACUGAAACAAAAGGAGAAGGUCCAAGAAGGUUGAAAAACCUCUAUUUUUUGUAUUUAAUUCAACUAAGAGCUUUGUCUAAAGUAGCUCUAUAUUUUGAACGCUCAAUUGUCGACUUAUACACUGGAAAUGCAACAGAAGAUGCAAUUACCAAAAAGCAGCUGCUGGAAGUUCUCAAGGAAACCAAGUCAUUUCCUAUGCAUUUUGAUGAGAAGUCAAUGUUUGCAGGCGACAAGAAAGAGGCUAAAACAUUGAAGGAAGAGUUCAGACUCCAUUUUAAAAAUAUCUCGCGUAUAAUGGACUGUGUUGGAUGUGACAAGUGCAGGUUAUGGGGUAAACUUCAGAUUCAGGGUUUGGGUGCAGCUCUAAAGAUUUUAUUUUCUGAACGGGAAAUCAAGAAUCUUCCUGAGCGGAGUCCUUCAUCAGGUUUUCAGCUCACCCGACAGGAGGUUGUUGCUCUUUUGAAUGCAUUUGGCAGGCUUUCAACAAGUAUUCAAGAAUUACAGAACUUCAAAAUGCUAUUAAAGGACAAGAGGUAACAAAUGCUGUGGAGACAACAAAGAUGGAUGCUGGGUAGAGACUCUAAUUUUGUCAUAGCCCCUGGCACUCAACAGAAAUUCAGACUCUUCAGGGAUUUAGUAGUUAACUGUUACACACUUUACAGUAUUGCAUUGGCUUGAAGGACAUUGAAAGAUAGAGGUGAAUUUGGUUUGGUAAUAGUCUACCCUCUGCUGCAUUUCAUUUGAUAGCAUUUCUUUGUGAUUGUGAUACAAGUGCUCUGAAGGUUCUUCAUUAUUCCCAAAUCUGAACUGUUUGUCUAAUUUUUCUAGUUAGCUAAAAAUUUAUUUGAUUUCAAAUUUUAUCAAACCUUAUUCAUCAAGAAGAUUAUAAACUGAACAGUUCUAGGUUUGUCUGCACUAAUCUAUUAAAAUUCAAGUAGAAUUUUAUUUUUAACUCCAAUGGUUUGAGGGAGCUUCCUGGAGCUUAACUGUGUCAGUAUUGCAAACUGAAUGUUCAUGGACAGUUCUUCAUUAUUUCUGAUUAAUGUCUAAAAAUUUUAAUGAACUUGCUAAAGUGAUCAGAUUCCCUUCUAAAUUGAUGCCUGUUAUUCAAAUCUACCUGUCAAUUGUCAUUUUUACAUUGAAGACAAGAUUUUUGUAAUUUAAAAAUAAAAGCAACUAUUUGAAAAAUGUAAUUUCAACUGCAACAAAAUGUGUAGGUUAAGUGCACAAACAAAUCCUGUGGAGAGAUGGGAGCAGUUUUUACAUGUUGGUGAUCUGCGUAAGUAAGAAGAUUUUAAGACCACUUCAGAAAACAUUGAGUGUCAUAGCGAUCUUUGGAAUUCUUCAAAUGUAAAAUAGAAAUAUUGCUGUUGCAAUUUGGUACUUAAAUUAUAAUACUUUUCCAAAUCAAAAAGCAAUAAUAUUUGAAAACCUGUAUGAUUCAUAUUUGCUUUCCACAUAAAGUAGAUGUUGAUAUCAUGUAGUUUGUUUCCAACUGUUUUACUUUUAUAUUUUAGUAUCCUCUAUUAAGUAGGUUAUUCUCUGAAUUGACCAAAUAUAGCUGCCUAAUCUGCUGGCGUACUUGAUGAGCGGUAAUCAAGGAUCAGACUAAUGUGACUGUGUUUUAAAAGCUACUUGUGGGUAUAACACAAGUUAUUGUUGGAUCAUCUGCAGCAAGGAUGUCAAAUAUAUAUAUAUAUAUAGCACAAAUAAUAGUGACCAUACUUUGAUUUGUAACCUGUACUUUCUGCCUAUGUGUUUGUGUUUUAACCUCCUUGAUGGUUGCUGAAAAUGUUCAUCCUUUGUUCUGUUGGUAUGAAACUUUUGCCUGGUUCACAUGAACACAUGCUCAAAACAUUGCAGUCUACUAUAAAAGUUUGAAAAGAUUUAUGCUGUUCAUAAGUUAUUACUCUUUAAAGAAUUUGUUGACUGAAUUGGUUGAACUGAGUGUACUUAUUUCUGGCUACAUUAUUGGUUGGGAAUAAGUAAAGCUGAAUCAUUGUGCCACAGGGAGAUAAAACAUAAUUUGACUUCAUCUACGCUGGGCUAGUCAUUAUGCCCACUAACCGAUAAUUCUAUGAAGCAGGCUAUUUUCCCCAUCUAAUCAAUGUCUUUUUUUUCCCCAACAAACCAGCCUCCUUCUCUUUUCUUCUAAUUCUAUCUUUGCUUUAUGACCAUUGCACUAGUACAAAUACAACCAACCCAUUAUCUGGUGUUAAUGUCCAUCAUAUGCUAAACCUAGUUCAUUAUACUGGGAGAAGUAUGAAUAUGAUGGUCAUUAUUAAAUUCGAUAAUGAAUUCAGAAGAAAGGACUUUGUGCAACAGCUUUCUAAUCAAGAUUUUGCUCCAUGAGCAAUCAAAGUGAAUAGCGUGAAUGUAUUUAAGGGGAUGCUAGACAAGUAAUAGAAAGUUGUCCUAAUGAAGUGAAAUGAAAUGAAGUGGGAGUUGACAUAGAACGAAGCAUGAUUAAUGAGAGAUGAAGCCUACUUCUCCUCAUGUUCCUUCUUCCUCAAGUACUUGUCUACUUCUCCAUCAAUGUAUUUAUGCUGUUAACCUCAGCUAUUCCAUUUGAAAGUGAGUUCCACAUUCUGGUUAAAGAGGUUGCUCAAAUUCCUUUAUCAGUGAUCAUCAUCUUAUAUUUACUGUUUCUAAUUUUGAUGUCCUUCAUAAAUGCAUACAUCUGCUGCAUCUAGGAAGUGUAGCCAAUCUGGGAGGACCUCUAUUCAAGAAUAGCGCACUAAGAACAGCAAAAGUCUGCUCUUAAAUAGAAGUAAUUUGAACAGCCAGAAAGAUCAAAGAAAAAUCUCAAGUUUUAAAUUGAACUCCAGUGCUUGUCUAUAGUAAUUAGCUUAGCCAUGUUUUUAACUAAUUUUGUUCCAAAAAUUGUUUAUCUUUGUAAUACUUCCUUUAUUACAACCCUUGAUCUACCUAAAACAAGUUGUUUAAACCAAUCUUUUCUUUUCCUACUGGCACAGAUUGAUACUAAAGAACUGGAGAAUUCAUGUCGGUUCAGGCUACAAUUGGAAGUAUCCAUUUUCUCCACUUACGAUCAUCUAUCCUAGAUCAUUCAAUUAAUCACUUAUGGCAAUCCUUAAAAUGAUCGGUUAUGGUUUGUAAUGUGAAAAAUAUCUUGUCCUAUUUGGAGAAAUAAGUUGCUGAAGUAAUCUAUAAAUUUAAUAGUUGGCAGAUAAUAUAAAUAGGUGGCAAUGUACUGAGGAGCAUCUAAACAAUUUAAUAUUACGCGCACUAUAUUUUUCAACAUGUAAAUGAAACAAACAAAUGCAACGAAUGUUAAUUUAGUUUACUUAAGUUAUCAAUUUGAGGAAUAAACCAGAUACUGAAACAUCCUUUAUUGCAAUCUUCUGCGUCAUUUAGAUUCAGCAGCAAUACAAGGACAUUGUAAUUUCUCCAGUGUGCAGUUUUUAUCAACUUGCAAUUCCUUGGAGAAGAGCAGGAAUCUGAGUAACAAAAUUGCAUAUACUUCCUCUUAAGUAUAAAAAACAAACUGAUCAGUAACUUAUUUUGAAUACUUGCAAAUGCUGACUGGAAUAACCUGAGCACUGUGAACCAAGCUUUCGUUUCCUUUGUGCAACUACUGCUUCACAAUUCCUGAAAGGAAAUGUAAAAAGCUAUCACCUUUAGCUGCAGAUGCUGCACCAAGUUGUUCUUUCUGAUUUCCCUGACUUUCAUUUGCAUGAUCAGCACUAAUAUUUUAGUGUAUCUGUAUCCUGCCUUAAGCAAUGUGACAAAACUGAUUGUAUUUUUUUUAAAUCUUUGAUCACUAGUUGCCUGUGUUCCAAGUCUUGACAAGAUUUUUAUGUAUUGUAUGUCUGUUGCAUAAAAAUGGGAAUUGUUUUGAAAAUAUUUAAUUGCACCCCUUAUGUUUACUGCACU